This is a messenger RNA of Ostertagia ostertagi, 522 nucleotides long. Lineage: Eukaryota; Metazoa; Nematoda; Chromadorea; Rhabditida; Trichostrongylidae. The record is from the annotation of a GenBank genome assembly.
AUGGAUGCGAAGUUAUUACGGCGCGUUGAAGCGAAGCGCGAUCAGUUCGCACGUCUUCCUCAUACGUCGUCGUUGAAGAGAGCUAUGCGCGAAAGUUAUUUUCUUCACAUUUACCAUACUGUGGCCAUUGAAGGAAGCACAUUAACGCUUGGACAAACACGUUCUAUAUUGGAAUCUGGUGUAGCUGUAGGCGGGAAAAGCAUUCAUGAACACAAUGAAGUAAUUGGUAUGGACGCAGCUCUCAGAUACUUGAAUCACUCUCUUCUUCAUAGUGAUGAAAUCAGUCUGAAUGAUAUACUAGAGAUGCACAGAAGAGUUCUUGGAAAUGCUAAUCCAAUCGACGCUGGACGAAUCCGAACUACACAGGUGUUUGUUGGAAGAUUCACGCCUGUAGCUCCCGAGUAUGUGAAGGACCAAUUGGAUGAGCUCGUCGAUUGGUUGAGGGAUCCUGGUACACUGGAAAUGAGUCCUAUCGAGAGAGCUGCUAUUGCUCACUACAAACUUGUGGGUUUUUAUGAUGUA